AUGUGCGUUUAGACGCGUCUGGGAAAUUUUUUCUUAAAAAAAACGCGCUAUAACGCGUCUGUUACAGAAAAAACGCGUCAAACCGCGUCUUUUCAGACGCACAGAAUUUACAUGGGUAGCAGCGAUGCACACAGCUUCACAAUUAACCGCUGGUGAUUAUAUUUGUACAAUAAUUGAUUCAAAUGGCGAUAAUAAGUUGGAUGUCCAAGUGGCAAUGAUGGCUCAUCGACCAUCCUUGCACUUGAGGAUUGUUCGGGAAUCAAGUGAACAACAGAAGGAAGGCCCCAAAACCGCUUUUGACCUGAGGAAGCGGAAGUAUGAAACAUCCGCUUGCAAUGUAGCCGAUAAUCUGUCCGCCGGUAACUAUAACUGGAUUGUCACAGAUAAAAACGGAUGUACAGCCAACACAGGAAUAAUUUUUACUCAACCAGCCAUCCUCAAUCAAUCCACUGAUCAAAUUGCAGACGUUGGUGCAAAUGUCAGUUUUACAACUGUUGUGGAUAAACCGUCCGAAAUGAAUUAUCAAUGGCAAAUAAGCAAUGAUCACAGUUUCACAAUGGUGACGACAGUUAGAGUUGCACUUGUGCUCGCUACUGUUGUGAUAAUGGUUGUUGUUGUUGUUUGGCCACGACAAGUGGGAACACUCGAAGCACCAACAAAAAAUGUUAUGCAAUAUUGUGGUAAUUGGACACUAGCACUAAAAGAACAAAAUUGUUAA
This is a messenger RNA of Didymodactylos carnosus, 718 nucleotides long. The record is from the annotation of a GenBank genome assembly. Lineage: Eukaryota; Metazoa; Rotifera; Eurotatoria; Philodinida; Philodinidae.